Molecule: messenger RNA, 1622 nt
Organism: Centropristis striata (black sea bass)
Lineage: Eukaryota; Metazoa; Chordata; Actinopteri; Perciformes; Serranidae
Gene: ift38
Product: clusterin associated protein 1
Exons: 13
Coding region: 270-1532 (420 amino acids)
Biological process (GO): cilium assembly
Cellular component (GO): intraciliary transport particle B; cilium; centrosome
Source: RefSeq, a predicted model, not a curated record
UAUCCCUUAGCAGUUUUAAAGCAGUGUGCACUUUCUGCACGCUUGAAGAGUCCAUCGAACGAUAUUUCCAAAUCAUCAGAAAUAUUUUAUGUUUCUGAUGCUAUAAUAAUAAAAAGGUUCGCGCUAUUCCUUUUGACCGCGUUGAUCUUCCGUAGAACAAGGAUUGGUUUCCAUAGAGACCAUCUAUCGUGUAGGCUUGGAAAUAGCUCCAACACAACAACAGAGGAGGAACCAGUGUAUCUUCUGCUGUACUACUCUGGCAGGUCAAAAUGUCCUUCAGAGACUUAAGAAAUUUCACAGAAAUGAUGAGGGCAUUGGGCUAUCCUCGGUUGAUAUCUAUGGAGAACUUCAGAACACCAAACUUCACUUUAGUGGCAGAAAUCCUAAUAUGGCUCGUAAAGAGAUAUGAGCCUCAGAUGGACAUUCCCACUGAUGUAGAAACCGAGUCAGACAGAGUAUUCUUCAUCAAGGCAGUGGCCCAGUUUAUGGCAACUAAGGCUCACAUCAAGUUGAACACCAAGCGCCUCUACCAGGCAGACGGCUAUGCAGUGAAGGAAAUGCUGAAGAUCACCUCAGUGUUGUACAGUGCAAUGAAGACCAAGCAGAUGGCCCUGGGAGACCGCCUCGAGGAGGACAACAACAAGUUCAAAUUCGACCUCGGCUCACGGAUUUCAGAUCUUAAAGCGGCACGGCAUCUGGCAUCUGAGGUCACGUCUAAAGGAGCAUCACUGUAUGACUUACUGGGAAAGGAAGUGGACUUAAGGGAAAUGAGAACUGCGGCCAUUGGUAGACCGCUGGAGAUCAAUGAGACUGAAAAGGCCCUGAGGGCUGCUAUCAAGGAGGUUUUGCAAAGUGUGGAAAAGACCAAAGAAAUGCUGAAUAACGUUGUGUCUGAUGAGACCAGUCUGGAUGCUAAGAUAGAAAAGAAGAAGCAAGAGCUGGAGAGGAAUCGGAAAAGGCUCCAGACACUACAGAGUGUCAGGCCGGCCUUCAUGGAUGAAUAUGAGAAGAUUGAGGAAGAUCUGCAGAAGCAAUAUGAAACCUUUGUGGAGAAGUUCAGGAACCUGUGCUUCCUGGAGUCUCAGCUGGAUGAAUACCAUCGGCUGGAGCAGGAGAGGUUUGAGGAGGCUGAAAACACACUGAGGAUGAUGCAGAACCAAUUGAAGGAGGAGGAGGAUCUGACAAGGAGCUCCUUGAAAGAUGAGGAUUCUGACAUGGAUGUUCCAGAAGAUGAAGGUUCAGACAGCGACAUGGACGAGUGUCGACCUUCUAAGCCACGGCCCGCACGAAAUGGCAUCAUGGCAGGAAGAGGAGCUCGAUUCAUCGGGAACAUGCAGGGUGGUGAUAGUGAUGAGACUGAAGACAGCGAGAUUGAUGUGGACGAGGAUGAUGAAGAAGAUGAUGAAGGCGAGGAGGAGGAGAGUAAGGAUUUGGAGGAGGACAGUCUGGAGGGCCCAGUGCCCAGGGGGGCUCGGCCCUCCAAGGGGGGCCUGAGGCCGCCUCUGCUGGAAGAGAGCGACAACGACUUCUGAAUGAACGCAGAUAUGCUCAUCAUCGUGUUAGUUCCCAUUUUUUAGUACUUGUGUAAACUGUUUACCAUAAUAAAAUAUUAACAUUUCCUA